ACUCUCUUUCAAAAGCUUUUAUCUUAACCCUUACCUCAUUUGUCUGAUAAGGUCGAGGUCUCAAAGAAGCAGCGACGAAAAUCAUUGUACAGCGAAAUCCACAGACACCGGAAUAGAUCCAAAAGAAGCAGCCAAGAGACUCAACCUAGAGUGGGAUUCAGCUGCUGCAAUUGAAGAAGCUGCCGUCGAUAAUGAUGACACUGGAGUAGCCAGCAAAGCAAUGGGUUAUGGAGCUUGUACUUAGUCUUGUCUUUUCCAGGUAUCAUCGGUAUGUUUUACAAUUCGUCUUCAGUAGAAGUCGAAACCGUUUAGCUUUUUACAUACACCACCAGUGCGGGAACCCCCACCAGUGCUCCAUCAUCAAUGGUUGGUGACUUAAAGAUUAUGAAAUGAAUUUCAAUUAUUUAAUCACCUUCUUCCUCUAUCAACGGUUACUACUUAGUCUGGUUAUUUCCAGUUAUCAUCGGUAUCUCGGUUGUGUUAAUCUUGUUUUACAACUCCCUUCAGUAGAAGUCGAAAUUAUUUAGUUUUUUGCUUAGACCACCACCAGUAGACCAUUAUCCAUGUUUAAGAUUGUGAAAUGAAUUUCAAUUAUUUAAUCACAUUUAAUCAACACCUUGUGUGGUAUGCACAAACUCGGGUAAAUAUUCCAAAUCUUUUGGUAUACUAUUAUAAUUAAGUGUUGUUCGUGCGAACAUAUCUUAUCUUGUCUCAAUCUUGGGCAUGGGUCCCAUGUAAAUAACGUUGUUAUAAAACUUAAACUUGUGGUAUCUUUUUAUGUUUAUUGUUAAAAAAAAAGUCAAUAACAUUUUGGCUGAGAAUAAUAAGCAGGUGAAAAGAAAAGCUGGACGUGCUAAUCAUGACUUAGCCACCAUUAGCCACCAAACGUGCAGUCCAUGCUUACUCUUUGUAUAAGUAGCGCCGAUCUCGCUAGCCUCAAGACUUAACCAUUUGUCAUUUCUCUUCAUACUAGUCGACAUUUUCAAGAAAGUAAAGAGAAUGGCUGCUGCGGUUCUCAUGCCAAUCUUUAGCUUCAGAGACGAGAGCACUCAUGAGGAAAUAAAGAAGAAGAUUCUUGUCAAGCAAGCGAGUAUGAUGCAAUCUGAGAGAGAGAUAUCGAUGGACCCGAAAUCAAUCACAUCCAUGUCUUUCUCGGGUUCGCUGAAAAGGAACGAUAGCUUCAAUAUGGUUCUCUUACCGGCCAUGUCACCUCCUAGAGACAUAGAUGCACCUAUGCCCCUUCCGCUGCAGCCAGUACAGACUAACUUUGUGAACCGUAACCUCUCAAACUCAACCACUAAUUCUCCUAAACAACGUUCAGGUCUGAUGCGUUCGCUAAAAGGUAAGGAACAAGACUCGUCUUGGUCGGCUUCAUUCAGGGGAAGCAAAUCUUAUGGAUCGACGAGCAAGAGACUAUCUCUUAAAAACUCUUUCUUCAUCAAAACCGAAUCGAACAAGAGCAUCAACAACAACACAUUUGAAGACGGACUCAAAUGCAACGCUCUGUGUUUAUACCUCCCCGGUUUUGGUAAAGCAAAACCGGUUAGAUCAUCAAGGAAAGACGGUUCUUCUUCUUCCUUCACACGAACCACUACUACCACCACCACGUCAUCAUCAUCGUCCGUUACCAUUUCAAGAACGGUAUCCGUCAGAGAAUCCACCACAACCACUAUCUCUGUUCGAGCUUCAAUGGAAAAGUUCGGCUGUAGCUCCUACGCUUCUGAAUCCGGAGGAGAAGAAGGUCGAGGUCACUCCUUUAACUUGCCAUCCGAGCUAAGCAAGAGCUGAUCCGGUGAAAACGACCACGACGAUCCAGUUUCAGCAGCUUUCGUGUUUGACAAGGAACCUAUUGAGAAAGAGAUCAAAGGAGUUUUAAAGAUGUCUUGUUCAAAAAACAGUAGAUCGAUGGAUUCUUCGGUUCGUCAGGUUCGGUUCUCCACGUCACCGGCGAUCUCACCACGGUUUCUAGAAGCCACCAAGAAUUUCAAUGCUUUCUUGGAAGCUCAGGCCGUUUGAGUGAUGAUGAUGGUGUGAGUGUGAUCAAGUUCUCCAUUGUUUGUGUUUUGAGUUUAUUUUUAGUGUAUAUAUUUAGAAGAAAAAAGAUUAUAAGCGUUAAUGUUGGUAAAAUUUCUUUGUUAUCUGGAAUGAAAGGAAAUGAAUCUACCGUU
Molecule: messenger RNA, 2168 nt
Organism: Raphanus sativus (radish)
Lineage: Eukaryota; Viridiplantae; Streptophyta; Magnoliopsida; Brassicales; Brassicaceae
Exons: 2
Biological process (GO): photosystem I assembly; response to photooxidative stress
Cellular component (GO): chloroplast thylakoid membrane
Source: RefSeq, a predicted model, not a curated record